AAUAAACAAUGUCAUCAAAAGAAUCUCGUAAAAGAUCAAAUAGAAGAUCCCAUAAAAAGCCUAAAUAGUAAUUGUGAAUAUUAAAUUAUAGUUCAACUAGUACAUCAAGUAUAACUGAUGAAGGAUCAAAUGGAAGCUCUUCAAGUGAUGAUUACAAACAUUAUAAAUUUCGAAAGGGUGAAUACAUUAAAGAAUAUAAAGUAAGAAGACACAUUUCAGAUGGAACUUUUGGAAGAGUUUUGAAAGUAAGAAGAAAAAAUUCAAAAUCUUAUGCUAUGAAGAUUGUGAGAAGUAAUCAUGCUGAUAGCGCAUAAUAAGAGGCAGAUAUACUUUUUUAUUUAAAAAAGAAAGAAUUAAAUAGAUACUUUGUUGAAAUAAUAGAGAGUUUCUAUCAUAGAGGAUAUUAUUGUAUGGUCUUUGAGAGAGUAUUGUUUAAAAAUAUUGAUUUUAUAGCUUGGUCCAAGUUUAUAUGAUCUGUUAAGAAUGAAUUAAAAUCGUGGAAUUCCAAUGAAUUUAAUAAGAUGCAUUAGCAGAUAAUUAUUAAAAUACAUUGGGAUUUUACACAAUUUAAAAUUGACUCACACAGAUUUAAAACCAGAAAAUAUAUUGUUUAGUAGGAUUCGUUAUUUAUAGAAAGGGCAAAAUGAAAUGUAAGAGAUAUUUAUAUAUAAAUUUUGAAGGUAUCUACCAUAAGAUCACAGGAUAAAGAUUAUAGACCUCGGUGGAGCAGUGUUCGAUGAUGAAGACCAUAAUUGUAUAAUUAAUACACGUCAAUAUAGAGCUCCUGAGGUUCAAUUGUAAUGUUGUAAAUGGGAUUAAAAAAGUGAUGUAUGGGGAAUAGCUUGUAUUAUGGUUGAAAUGUAUACAGGUAGGAUUGAGAAUUUAAAUAUUAGGUCAUUUGCUAUUUUAAACAAGAAAGAAUGAAUUUGAACAUAUGGCUUUGGUUGAGAAGAUUACAGAAUAGAACUUUCCUUAUUGGAUGGCAAACAACGUAAAAGGAAGUUUGAAACAUUUUUUUAAUACAAAGAAUGUUACAAAUGGAAAAUACUAUUUUUGGUUAUAAGGAUCAAGUUCUAAGGAGAGUUAACUAAAAGUAAAGAAUCAGCAAACUCUAAAGGAAAUGAUUCUUGAUCCAUUACUAAGAGAUUUAUUGUAAAAGAUGUUAGAAAUAGAUCCCAAUAAAAGAAUUAGUUGUUAAGAAGCUUUGAAUCAUAAAUUCUUUUCUAAUUGAUCUGAAUGAUAAUUUUUAUAAUAAUAAAUUUAAAUAUUAAUUUGAG
Paramecium sonneborni is the source of this 1277-nucleotide messenger RNA. The record is from the annotation of a GenBank genome assembly. Lineage: Eukaryota; Ciliophora; Oligohymenophorea; Peniculida; Parameciidae.